Messenger RNA from Paracoccidioides lutzii Pb01, 483 nucleotides. RefSeq lists its product as hypothetical. The transcript is spliced from 6 exons. Bases 1 to 483 code for a protein of 160 amino acids. The record is from RefSeq and is a predicted model, not a curated record.
AUGCCGUCCUAUCAUCGUUACAUGUCACUAGUUAUUGCACAACUUGCGCUCGCGUCUGCGUGGGAGAGGCUGCACGAUCCUCUGCGUAUUCGGCAGUAUCAGAAUCUUCAGGUAUUCAAUCAUGGGUUGACAGGUGCUGCGCCCGCGAUAACGAAUUCUGGACACCGGGACAAGCCAUCUGAGGUCCACGGAGAGAUGUUCUGCCGGACAACAAAGGUCAAUAUAUUCCGUGAAUAUGUUGCUCUCAUGGCCCCAAACAUCGUAAAUGAAGUCCACGGCAUCAAUUUCACCGUCCAAGAUUGUCAGAGUGAGAGAGAGAGUUGUAACGUAGCACAGCAGUCUGCACCUACGAAAUAUUUUAUCGAACACGUCCAAAAGACAGCGGCUGUGUCCUCGGAGUCUGCUCUCGCCCCUACAUCACCGUCGCACCAAGUGGUGAUGGUGUUAGAUGACGAAUUUGAAUUGCUUUGUGAUGUAGCUUAA